AUGUGUGACCAGCAGAAGCAGCCGCAGUUCCUUCCAUCUUGUGUGAAGGGUUCAGGACUUGGAGCCGGGCAAGGUGGCAGUGGUGCCUUUGGGAAAGGCCAGGUUUCCGGCCAGGUCCAAACUGUUUAUGCUCCGGGACCUGCUCUUUGUCAGCCUCAAACCAUCGUGAGAUACUCAGCUCCGGUUCCCACUCAAACUUAUGUGAAAUAUCAAGUUCCAUGCCAGACCAGAACCUACGUGAAGUGCCCACCUCCCUGCCAGACAUACGUGAAAUGCCCAGCUCCAUGCCAGACUACUUAUGUGAAGUGCCCAGCCCCAUGCCAGACAACCUAUGUGAAAUGCCCAGCUCCAUGCCAGACGACCUGUGUCAAAUGCCCAGCCCCAUGCCAAACGACCUGUGUCAAAUGCCCAGCUCCCUGCCAGACUCAGACGUAUUAUGUCCAGUAUCCAGCGUCUAGCCAGACCUACUACGCUCAGGCUUCUUCAGGAGGCUCAGGUUCUCAGGGCGGUGCCUCUGACCCUUGCUCUGCUCCCUGCUCCAUGAGCUACUGCUGUUUGGCUCCCCGGACCUUUGGGGUGAGUCCUCUGAGACGCUGGGUCCAGCGGCCCCAAGGAUGGAACACCGGAUCUUCCAGCUGCUGUGAAGAUUCUGGGUGCUGUAGCUCUGGAGGCUGUGGAGGCUGUGGAGGCUGCGGCUCUGGAGGCUGCGGAGGUUGUGGCUGUGGCUCUGGGUGCUGCUGUUUGGGAAUUAUUCCCAUGAGGUCCCGAGGUCCUGCAUGUUGUGACAGUGGGGAUGAUUGCUGCUGUUAA
Molecule: messenger RNA, 810 nt
Organism: Arvicola amphibius (Eurasian water vole)
Lineage: Eukaryota; Metazoa; Chordata; Mammalia; Rodentia; Cricetidae
Gene: Kplce
Product: chromosome 14 C1orf68 homolog
Exons: 2
Coding region: 1-810 (269 amino acids)
Source: RefSeq, a predicted model, not a curated record